This is a messenger RNA of Silurus meridionalis, 698 nucleotides long. Its product is annotated as microfibril-associated glycoprotein 4-like. The transcript is spliced from 4 exons. Bases 80 to 607 code for a protein of 175 amino acids. Gene Ontology annotation, biological process: elastic fiber assembly. NCBI's taxonomy places the organism in Eukaryota, Metazoa, Chordata, Actinopteri, Siluriformes, Siluridae. The record is from RefSeq and is a predicted model, not a curated record.
UUUACUUUUGAGCUGUUCAGCUCACGUUAAAUCCACAGUCUCUGCUUUAGAAUCAAGGCAUUGUUUUCUUGAACCUAAAAUGAUGGUGAUUCAGAGGAGAAUGGACGGCAGUGUGAACUUCUACAGACCAUGGAAGCACUACAAGAAUGGUUUUGGGGACAAGUAUGGAGAAUACUGGCUGGGAUUAGAAAACAUCUACCAGCUCACACUCAAGAGGAAAUACGAGCUGAAGGUGGACCUGCAGGACUUUAGUGGACCAUCAGCUUUCGCUCGUUAUUCCUCCUUCUUUAUAGACUCUGAAGCUGAAGGCUACAAACUGCAUGUUAGUGGUUUCAUCAAUGGAGGUGCAGGUGAUUCUCUGGCUACACACAAUGGACAGAAAUUCUCCACCUUUGAUAAAGACCAGGACAUGAAUGCAGAGGGGAACUGCGCUAAAUCCUACCUCGGGGCUUUUUGGUACAGUGAGUGCCACAAUGCUAAUCCUAACAGGAUUUACCUGUGGGUAAAUGACGCCACUCAUUACGCCAUUGGAAAUGUGUGGUACCACUGGAAAGCCUUUGAUAAUGGUCUCAAAUACAUUGCUAUGAAGAUCAAACCUGUAGCAUAGUGAGGAGAUUCUCUUUAUAACAUCAUUGUUGUUCGUGGUGGAAGUGGUGGUGGAUUCUUCUCUUUCUUUCUCUCUCUCUCUCUCUCUCUCU